GCAAAUGCUGAUGCCGCUUCUGUGGUCCUUUCCACUCGGAGGAGAAAUCUCUUAUCCCCACCCCCAAGCCCACCUCUAGGAUGUAAGUAAUGGUGAGAAGAUGAGGAUGAAAACAGAGCGCUGUGAGUGACUGGAAAUCCAGCAGCCCGGUUUAGCUGCAGUGUUAUGUAGGAGUCGUUUCCAGACUUCUUACCUUUGCUUUUUCGGCACAAACUGCUUGCAGGUUUUCGAAGGCUGUGAAAGGACUUACCGUUUGUGUGUUUGUGCUUUCUGUGCAUCAGCACAUUACCUUGCUUUUCCCCUGGACAGCUGUGUUCAGAGCUUCAUGUGGGAAUCUUUCUACUGAAGAGAGAUAAAAAGGAUCCUUGAUCUGAUUCUCUUUGGAUCUUUCUAUUUUUAUGGUAUAAAUUUGUCUAUUCAUGGGGCUGAAAAGCGUGUGCAAGUCUGUCAGAGGAGAACUGCAGCGAGCUACCCAGUGUCACAGCAUCCCCCUGUGGAUGGGCAUCCCUCGAUCCCACAAGCCAGAGGGUCAAUAAAAAUGGAAGCCUCCUCUUCUGGAUCUACGAUUUCAUCAGUCACUGGUGGAAAAGCAAAAACCCAUCAGCCAGAAGGAAGAGAGGAUUUGCAGGUUAACCAGCUGGAAACGCAAAUAUGGAUAAAACCAGACAUACAGAAGACAGAUGUGGACUUUUCAGAAAUUCUUAAUGCAAUACAAGAAAUAGCUAAGGAUGUCAACAUUUUUUUUGAUGAGUUAGAAGGUGUGAACAGCCCUUCCAAAGAUGAUGAUUCCCUGCUUCACCAUGGUAACUUGACCAGUACUUCUGAUGAUGCCAGCAGGCUGGAAGUUGUGGGAGAGGAAGUACCUGAUAAGAACAAAACCAAUGGACUAUAUUUUAGAGAUGGGAAAUGUCGGAUUGACUACAUCCUUGUGUAUAGAAAAUCUAAUCCACAGACAGAGAAGAGGGAAGUAUUUGAGAGAAAUAUCAGAGCAGAAGGACUCCAAAUGGAAAAAGAAUCAUCCCUAACAAACAGUGACAUCAUCUUUGUGAAACUGCAUGCCCCUUGGGAGGUCCUGGGCAAAUAUGCUGAACUAAUGAAUGUAAGAAUGCCUUUCAGGCCCUUUAACCCCUUCAAUGCUGGAGCCCCCUGCAUACUUGUGCGCUGCUGUUUUUUAAAUGGACAUUUCAUUGAAAUCAAUGGGAGGUCGAGAAGAUCCAGGAGAAAAAUCUAUUACCUGCAUCGCCGAUACAAGUUCAUGAAUAGGAUCGAGAAACAGAUAAGCAGGUUCCGAGGAUGGCUGCCCAGAAAGCCAAUGAAACUGGACAAGGAAACACUGCCAGAUCUGGAGGAGAAUGACUGCUAUACUGCUCCAUUCAGCCAACAAAGGAUUCAUCACUUCAUAAUACACAACAAAGAUACUUUCUUCAAUAAUGCUACAAGAAGUAGAAUUGUACACCAUAUCUUACAAAGAGUGAAAUAUGAAGAAGGGAAAAACAAAAUUGGUCUGAAUCGAUUGCUCAGUAAUGGCUCCUAUGAAGCUGCAUUUCCUCUUCAUGAGGGAAGUUACAGAAGUAAGAAUUCAAUAAAAACCCAUGGAGCAGAAAACCACAGACACCUGCUCUAUGAGUGCUGGGCUUCCUGGGGAGUGUGGUAUAAAUACCAGCCCCUGGAUCUUGUAAGACGGUACUUUGGUGAGAAAAUCGGGCUAUACUUUGCCUGGUUAGGCUGGUACACAGGGAUGCUCUUCCCAGCUGCCUUCAUUGGAUUAUUUGUGUUUUUGUAUGGAGUCACCACUUUGAACCACUGCCAAGUCAGUAAAGAAGUCUGCCAAGCUACAGAUAUCAUAAUGUGCCCUAUAUGUGAUAAAUACUGCCCCUUCAUGAGGUUGUCAGACAGCUGCAUUUAUGCCAAGGUAACCCACCUCUUUGACAAUGGAGCUACCGUCUUUUUUGCUGUUUUCAUGGCAGUGUGGGCCACUGUUUUUCUGGAGUUUUGGAAAAGAAGGCGAGCAGUAAUUGCUUAUGACUGGGACUUGAUAGACUGGGAAGAAGAAGAGGAGGAAAUACGUCCUCAGUUUGAAGCCAAAUACUCCAAGAAAGAACGGAUGAACCCCAUAUCUGGGAAGCCAGAGCCUUAUCAAGCAUUUGCAGAUAAAUGCAGCAGACUCAUCGUUUCUGCAUCUGGAAUAUUUUUUAUGAUCUGUGUGGUGAUUGCUGCUGUUUUUGGCAUUGUUAUUUACCGUGUUGUGACUGUCAGCACUUUUGCUGCCUUUAAGUGGGCUUUAAUCAGGAAUAACUCUCAGGUUGCAACUACAGGGACUGCAGUGUGCAUCAACUUUUGCAUCAUCAUGCUCCUGAAUGUGCUGUAUGAAAAAGUUGCUCUUUUCCUGACAAAUUUAGAGCAGCCUCGUACGGAAUCGGAGUGGGAGAACAGCUUCACUCUGAAAAUGUUUCUUUUUCAGUUUGUCAAUCUGAACAGCUCUACCUUUUAUAUAGCAUUCUUCCUUGGAAGAUUUACAGGACACCCUGGUGCCUACCUAAGGCUGAUAAACCGGUGGAGGCUGGAAGAGUGCCACCCUAGUGGAUGCCUUAUUGAUCUCUGUAUGCAAAUGGGCAUUAUAAUGGUGUUAAAGCAGACAUGGAAUAAUUUCAUGGAAUUGGGAUAUCCGCUAAUUCAAAACUGGUGGACCAGGAGGAAACUACGGCAAGAGUAUGGCACACAGGGAAAAACAAGCUUCCCACAGUGGGAAAAGGACUAUAAUCUGCAGCCUAUGAAUGCUUAUGGACUCUUUGAUGAAUACCUAGAAAUGAUUCUUCAGUUUGGGUUCACAACCAUUUUUGUGGCAGCUUUUCCACUGGCACCACUUCUGGCCUUACUAAACAAUAUUAUUGAAAUUCGGCUUGAUGCUUACAAAUUUGUCACUCAGUGGAGAAGGCCUUUAGCUUCAAGAGCCAAAGAUAUAGGCAUCUGGUAUGGGAUCCUGGAAGGCAUUGGAAUUCUUUCGGUUAUCACAAAUGCAUUUGUUAUAGCAGUGACGUCAGAUUUCAUCCCUCGCCUUGUUUAUGCUUACAAAUAUGGACCCUGUGCUGGCCAAGGAGAAGCAGGACAAAAGUGUAUGGUUGGCUAUGUCAAUGCCAGUUUAUCAGUAUUUCUGGUGUCUGACUUUGAAAACCGUUCAGAGCCAACAUCAAAUGGAAGUGAAUUCUCUGGUUCACCAUUAAAAUAUUGCAGGUACAGGGACUACCGGGACCCCCCGCACUCGCCCGUGCCCUACGGUUACACGCUGCAGUUCUGGCACGUCCUGGCAGCACGCUUGGCCUUCAUUAUUGUGUUCGAGCACCUUGUCUUUUGCAUAAAGCAUCUGAUCUCCUACUUAAUUCCAGAUCUUCCAAAAGAUCUGAGAGAUCGAAUGAGGAGAGAAAAGUACCUGAUUCAGGAAAUGAUGUAUGAAGCUGAACUAGAACGUCUGCAAAAAGAGCGGAAGGAAAGGAAAAAGAAUGGAAAAUCUUAUCACAAUGAGUGGCCAUGACAGGAUGAGGAAGAAACUGCUUAAAGGAAGAUAAGAACUCUUGUUUAUAAAAAAAAUCCUGGUUUUCUACAGCAGAGAGUGCACUGAAAGGAAUAGUCAGUAACGUGUGCAUUUAGCACAUGUGUGUCCCUCUUCAAUAGGGUGGAUUUUGUCAUAAGCCUUUUGAAAUUAGAGGUGUUUCCAAGGCUUAGUCUACUCCAGAGCUGAUGUCAACAUGAGCACAUCAGACCAACACUAAGUCUCUGCACUCUUGCCAGGAAGUUCCCAGGCCCUGACUAAAACUCGGGGCCCUGAACUUCAAAGCAGUUACACAACUUCCAGUGCUUUACAGAACUUGGUGAUCUUCCGGCUCAUUCUCAUGAAGUUGCUACUUCACAAGCAGUGACUGCGCCUUGGCAACAUGGCAGUGUUAGUCUGUGUGUGUGGCCACCACCUGCAGCACGUGCAUGGCAGCGUUGCUCUCCUCCACAGCGGACCCAACCGCGUUAGUUUGCAUUUGCCACCAGUUAAGGUCACGUAGCUGGACCAACCAUUUCCAUUGCUCAACAACACUGAAGUAUUAUCUAGAAGGAGAUGCAUGAUCAUGAGUCCGAUCAACUGGCCUGACAAUGCUGAAAAAUGUAGGCAUCAGAAGUGCAGAUAGCCAAGCAUCUGAAUGUGGCCAGAGGUAUCUAGCUGUAGGGUCAUUUAUUUGGAAAUGACGCUGUGAAAAGCUGGGAAUAGAUGUUAAAGUUUUGAAUAGUGCCUUUUCAGCUAUAGGACUGUCUGGUGUCUGGAGGAAUGAAAUCAGGUUAGGGCAUCUUGCCCAGAACUGCCCACGGAUUUGUGUUGCCAGAUCACACUGAGGCCUAGUCAGGAAUUAGGGUGUACUUACACAUGUAACACACGUCAGACAGUGUCUUAAAGAUCUAUCUGCCUAAGUAAAACAAACAAAAAAAGGCAGAUGAACAAGGUGAGCAGAAUAAAACACCAUCAUCCAGAAUAUCUACACUUGUAGCACUUUCUGUAUUUAUCAUUCCAUUAUCUAUGAAGGGGUGGAGGGAAAAACCAAAACAACAGACUGUAGUAUGAAACAACUUGAAAUCCCUAAUGCAGAGCAAUUCUGCACAGGCUGCAAAUGAGACUUGGGCAAAAUAAGCCACUUUCAGUAUCCUUUAGCAAAUUCCUUAAUACUGAGAAAUUUAAAAUUUAUGAUUUAAUUAAGAAAUUCAUAAUUUCCAGACUAUUAACCCAAAAGAGUGGACUCGUAGCUUUGAAGACAUCAUAAGUGUUGGAUAGA
Molecule: messenger RNA, 4808 nt
Organism: Melozone crissalis (California towhee)
Lineage: Eukaryota; Metazoa; Chordata; Aves; Passeriformes; Passerellidae
Gene: ANO4
Product: anoctamin 4
Exons: 28
Coding region: 539-3529 (996 amino acids)
Biological process (GO): chloride transmembrane transport
Cellular component (GO): plasma membrane
Molecular function (GO): chloride channel activity; protein dimerization activity
Source: RefSeq, a predicted model, not a curated record